Messenger RNA from Octopus bimaculoides (California two-spot octopus), 5095 nucleotides. Its product is annotated as pleckstrin homology domain-containing family A member 2. Lineage: Eukaryota; Metazoa; Mollusca; Cephalopoda; Octopoda; Octopodidae. The record is from RefSeq and is a predicted model, not a curated record.
UCUUCUGCAUUCACACUGCUCACUCACUCUUCAGUCCAUCUUUCACAAUCACACUGCACCCCCCACUCAUACUUCUUCAUCACAUUCCUCCUCUUCUCUCCCCCUCUCUCUAUAUAUGAUUCACUUCGUCUCGCACCUUCUCCAAAUUCAGAACGUCCCUUUAAACUGGAAGGAACACAGCUUCAAACAUUUCUAAGUCUGAGGAGAAAAUUAAAAAAAAAAGGCCAAACCAAUAACAACAACAGGAACAACUAAAUUUAAAAACAGAAACCAAACUUUAUCAUUAUUCCUCCCACUUCAAACAUCUUUCUGAAAUAAUUAAUUACAUGAGUGUUUGUUUUAAUUAAGAAACUGGAUUUCUUUCACAAUACAAAUUAAAACUAGCGAGGUUUUGGAUUGAACCCUACGAUGCAAAACCAAAGGUAAAUGUGCCACAGCCUUUGGUUGACCUGUGACUGAAAUUUGGUAGACAGAAAUUGUAAGGAAGCCGACCAUUCCUGUUAUUGAGUAGCAGACUCUUGAAUAUCUUGUUAGCAUUUUGUUAAGUCUCUGCUUCCAGAUUCCUCCUUAUUCUACUCUGGAAACUCCCGGCAUUCGAGAAAGUGAUUUAUUGAACCAGUUAUAAUUUGUCGAAAACUGCCAUUGACCAAGGAAAAGAAAAAAGAUAAACAGAGAUAAAAGGGACAAAAUUAAAACCAGAAAUAAAUAAAGACGAAUAAUAAUAAUUAGGAUUUACCAAAUUUAAAUUGAAUCACAAGAAAAAGGAAAACAAAGUUCGAAAGAGCAACGUCUUUCAUUUGAUUUUGUUUCUAAGUUGAGAUUGCCAACAGAUUGUGAUGUCAUUUCGGUGAAGUUGGUUCAAGAUGCCAUAUGAGGACCAAUAUGGCAGGACGUGUGGUUUCCUUAAUAUUGAGGAAGAUGAGAAUACGGGAGUGUUUAAAAGGAGGUACUUCCUACUGGAUUCCAACACAAACAAACUGCACUACUUCAAGGAUAACCCGAUAAAUUUAAACAGUCAAUCCCACAAUCCAGUAUGGGAGAUUGAACUUCAAAAGGUCUCCAAGGUCAGUGAUGCUCGUAAACUCCGACCCAAGGUUGACUUCUGCUUUGUGGUCAACUUUGCUGGUCAGCGUUAUUUUCUACAAGCGGAGGACCAGACAGACAUGAACAAGUGGAUUGAUGUCCUCAACAAUGCUAGUAAAAUUAUUGUUCCCAAAUCUGAAGCACAAAAACAAGAAGCAAUGGAAUGGCAUUAUGGUGAUCUAACACAGGCCAGUUACCGAACCCAGGUGGCUGGAGGGGUAGUUUGUAAAAUUGCUCAGGAGACAAACCCUGACGAGUUAAGUGGAAGUGCUGAUAGUGAUGAUAAUGUCUCCGGCCGAGGUACCCCAGCUUGCCAUCUCGCAGCUCACAAGUCUGGUUAUGCUGUCAAGCAGGGAGCUGUGCGGAAAAGCUGGAAACGGAGGUUUUUUGUACUCACAGAUCAAGGAAUUUCAUACUAUCAAUCAGAACAAUCACUGUCUCCAAUACGAACAAUACCUAAAAAUAAUCUACUAGAAGUUAAAAAGUCAAUUGCGACACACCUUGACAGAGAUAACCUAUUUGAAAUAAUUACCUCAAAGAGAACAUUCUAUGUCCAGGCAGAUUCUCCAACAGAUAUGAGCAGCUGGAUUGAUGCGAUACAAAAACUCCUUAAAACUAUUAAAUGUGAAGAACGAAAGUCUAUGCAAGAUGGCAGUAAUAAAACUCCAAAUUAUGAUAUGGAAGUUGUCUAUCCGAAGGGCCAGUGGUUUCAGAAUCUCUCUUCAUGUUGGUGCCGAGAAAGUGAAUCUAACCAACAACAACAACAUCAGCCGUCCACCACUGAGGUUACGGGUGGGGAGGAGCCACCAGUCCUGACCAACAAGGUAAAGGAGCUAAAAACACAAAUUUGCUGAAAAAAAUAUGGCUUUUUCGGUAGCCGUUGGCUGUCUGUCUAUCUUUCAAUGUGAUGAUCAAUUACUUUGUCGCUUCAGUGUGAGAUCUACAAGAACACACUGACGACGACGACGAUGAUGCUAGUGGUGUUAAUGUUUAUAUGAUGAGGAUGAUGAGGAGGAUAUGGAGUCAAAUAACAAUGACAAGAACAACCACAAAAUAAUUAUGGGACUGUUUCUAUCGGUUGAAGUAUUAUGAUACUGUAUAAAGAUAAAGCAGUUGGUGUCUUCAAGAUAAUUGUGUGUAAACAAAUAUAUUUAUACAUAUAUAUAUAAACAUAUGUAUAUUCACUUAUAUAUGUAUAUAUUUAUAAUUAUAUACAUUAUAUAUAUAUAUAUUUAUGAAUAGAUUAAAUGAUAGGAAAUUGAAUGAAUUGUAUUAUUUGAACUCACUGAGAAGUGGUUUUAAAUAAUGUCAUUCAUUCCUUUUUCUAUCAUUUAUCUAUUUGUAUAAACUCUAUGUAUACUAUGGAAUUACUGAUGUAUAUCCUGUUGCUGGAGCAUUUCCACUAUAUGAUGACAUUAGGUAGCCAAUAAUGGUGGACAAGCUUUACAUAGCAUUCUACAAGGUUUUUACCCGAAUCUUAUUUAACAUAUUUAUGUGUAUACAUACAUAUAAUAAUUGUAUAAUGAAUUAUAUAACAAUGUGUUAUAUAUAUAUGCAUAUUUAUAUGUACUAUAUAAUACAUAUAAAAUAUUAUAUAUAUAUAUAUAUAUAUAUGUAUGUAUGUACAUAUAUAUGCAUGUGUGUGUGUGUGUAUAUAUAUAUAUAUAUAUAUAUAUAUAUAUAUAUAUAGAUGAUGAUGAUUUAUAUGUAAUGCAUAAUACAUAUAAAAUAUAUGAUUUUUACAUUAAGAGUGUGUGUGUGUGUAUAUAUAUAUAUAUAUAUAUAAACCUCUCCAAGGUUUAUCUCUACAGGGGUCAAUAAAAAGUAUUAAUCAAGUUUUGGGGGCCAAUAAAAUCAAAUGGUCCCUUACCCCUGUAUUAUGGCCUUCUCCCCAUAUAAAAGCAAUUAUAUAUAUAUGCCAUAUACGAUAAUAAGGUUUAUAUGUAUAAUAUACUCUAAUACCAUGCAAUAAGAUAUUAUUAUUAUUAUUAUUAUAUACAAGUCCUCCCCAUCUGAUAUUUUUGCUUAUGAUUUCUUUAACUAGUUCAGGAAAGUGGGUUUUUUUUUUCUCUCAUAACAGAAAAAGAUUAGAGAACAAAAAAAAAACACAUUCCUUAAUCUUCUCUUCUGUUCUAUUUGUGAAUCAGUUUUCCUUUUUUCUGCACUUCUUCAUUCUCGAGCAGCUGUUCUAUAUUAUUAUUAUUAUUAAAGUGGUGAGCUGGCAGAAUUGUUAGCGUACCGGGCAAAAUGCUGUGCAGUAUUCUGAGUUCAAAUUCUGCCAAGGUUAACUUUGUUUUUCAUCCUUUCAAGGUUGAUAAAUAAAAUACCAGUUAAACACUGUGGGUUGACAUAAUUGACUAGCCCACUCCCCACAUAUUUCAGGCCUUGUGCCUAUAUUAGAAAGGGUUGUUAUUAUAAAUAUUGUGUGAUGUUUUUGAAGGCUAACUUGAAUUUUAGACUAGCUUCAAAGAUAUGAUUAGUCUAAUACAAUAACACAAAUAUUGUGUGUGUGUGUGUGUAAGUGUGCACACAUAUCUAUAUAUUAAAGAUUAUUUGCCAACAUAACAUGGCAGUCCUGGUUUAGGACGAAUGUUACUGUAAUUUAGCCCCAGGAGACAUCAUCUCCAGCUGGCUAUACGACAUGAUCUGUGUCCUUAUAUUUUCGAACAAGGGCAUUCAGCACCCACCCCUUGUUCAAAAAUAUAAGGACACAGAUUGUGUCAUGUAGCCAGCUGGAGACAAUGUCUCCAGGGGUUAAAUUACAGCAACAUUUGUCCUAAACCAGGACUACCAUGUUAGGUUGGCAAAUAAUCUUUACUCUAGAGGACUGUUGCUGAAUAUCUCUUGAUGUGAGAUUUACAAAUAGUAAUUUCCAAUGUCUAUAUAUAUAUACCUAUGUAUACAUACACACACAUACACGUGUAUAUAUAUAUAUAUAUUCAUAUGCAUAAAUGUAUACAUAUACAAGCAUAUAUAUACACAUGCUUCUUUCAAAGCCCAAAUACACAAAAACCUCAAAUAUUUUACAUAUAUGUCACAAAGACAUCCUGAUAAAUAUGCAAAAUUAUUACAAAGGCAUGUGAAAGCACACACACACACACAAAGGAAAUUUCAGCGUCUUUUGUUCACUUAUUUAUAUAUUUUUUUAUUGUUUCAUCCCCCACCCUGUCCACCACAUGUUAUAUUUAAGCAAACACUCUUCCCAACUGCUCUUGUAUUUGAACUCUUGUCCUUCCUUGAUCAUCCUGUCAAUAAGUUUUCAUUUAUAAACCGCAGUAACGCCUACAUUACCAAAAUCUCUCUCAUGUCCUCCCCUCACUGUCGCUCUGAACUUUUACCACUUUUCAUUUUCCUCUCUCAUAUUGACUUGUAAACUCUCUGCCUCCACCUCACUGUAUAAGUAUGUAUUUAUCUGUAUCUGUGUGUGGAUGUGAGUGUGUAUGUGUCUUUGUUUGUAAGUGUUCAUUUCUGUCUAUAUGCCUCUCUUUCUCUCUCUCUCUCUCUCUCUCUCUCUCACUCCCUUCUUUUCUAUUUGUCUAUCACUAUCUGCUUGCCUAUCUGUACCUGCUUCUCUCUCUCUCUCUCUCUCUGUAUUUAUCUGUCUCUUUCUCCCUGUCUGUCUCUUUAAGUCAGUCUCUCUCUCUCUCUUUCUCGCCCUCUCUCUUUCUCGCUCUCUCCUAAAACUCUCACCCCGUCUGACUUAAUGUUGAAGAAAUUAACUGAAGAUCUAUUGGAAUAUUAAACUGACCCCAACGUUAAGUUAAAUGGUUACUGAUUCCUCCAGUUGACCAAAAAAAAAUAAAUAAAAAAGAAAAAAACUGUUAAAAAUCAAAACUCCAGUGGCCAGAAUCCAAUGGCCAGUAAAUUAUUCAAUGUAAACAAACACCAAAAAAUACAAACAAAUUAUUUGGUGAUAUCUUCUGUCCAUUGUAUUAUUUAAAAACAAAGUCUGAAUUUUGUGUAAAAAAAACAAAAAAAAAACUCGGUAAAUUAACCUCAUUAUGUUUUGUCA